UUGACAGCGAGAAUAUUUUGUCGAACAAGAUUUUGGGUUUUUUCGGUUGUUUAAUUCGUAAAUAUUUUAUGCAAAUAUAAGAAUUAAAUAAAAAUAGUUGGAAAUUCCAAAAUGAUGACGAUUAAUGAAAAAGACGAUCCACAAGCUGAAAGGAUUCGAAAGAUGUUCAGCUGGAGUAGUGGACUAUCAAGUGAUUCACCUGGUGGUUUGGUUAACACAAAUUCCACCACAAUGCAAAACGUGGAAGUUGCCAUGGAAAAUAGUAAUACCACUAUGACACCUAGUCCUGUAUUAGUAACACCAGGUAUUAAUAAUCAAGCAUGGAAUCGUCAACAAGCUGUUAGUGUUAGACAUGCAUUUAAAAAUUAUGGUAGUACAAAAAAUCCAAAUCAUGUUAUACAAAAUCUCAGUAUGACUGUUGCAAAAGGAUCAAUAUAUGGACUUUUGGGUGCUAGUGGAUGUGGAAAAACAACAUUAUUAUCAUGUAUUGUUGGAAGAAGAAGAUUAAAUUCUGGUGAAAUAUGGGUACUUGGUGGUAAACCAGGUACAAAAGGUUCUGGUGUACCUGGUAAAAGAGUUGGUUAUAUGCCACAAGAAAUAGCACUCUAUGGAGAAUUUACAAUACGUGAAACAAUGAUGUAUUUUGGUUGGAUAUUUGGUAUGUGUACACCAGAAAUUGUUGAUAGACUCAAAUUUUUAUUACAAUUUUUGGAUUUACCAUCACAAAAUCGACAAGUUAAAAAUCUCAGUGGAGGACAACAGAGACGUGUAUCAUUUGCUGUUGCACUUAUGCAUGAUCCAGAACUUCUUAUCCUUGAUGAACCAACUGUUGGUGUUGAUCCAUUACUCAGACAAAGUAUAUGGAAUCAUCUUGUACAAAUAACAAAAGAUGGAAAUAAAACAGUUAUAAUAACAACUCAUUAUAUUGAAGAAGCAAGACAAGCACAUACAAUUGGUUUAAUGAGAAGUGGUAGAUUACUUGCUGAAGAAUCACCAAGGGCACUAUUAACAAUGUACAAUUGUCCAUCAUUGGAAGAUGUUUUUUUAAAAUUAUCAAGAAAACAAGGACAAAAUGCAUUACCACCAACUGAACUUAAUAUAACAAAUAAUAUUAGUUUAGCAUCACUUAAUUGGGGUAAAAAAGAUGAGCCAGUAUAUGUUACUGAAGAAUCUGGUGUUGUUGGUCUUAAUUUUCAUCAAAGUAAAGAAGUAUUAAUUCAUGAUACAACAAAUGGUGUUGGUAGUCAUUAUGAUUUAAAUGGUAAACCAAUUGGUAUACCUAAAAAUGAGCCAAAUGUUGAUUGUAAUGAUUGUAAUUUAACUGAUUGUUUAUUUAAUUUUACAAGUUCUGGUAAAAUUAAAGCUUUAUUACAAAAAAAUUUUUUACGUAUGUGGAGAAAUGUUGGUGUUAUGUUAUUUAUAUUUGCAUUACCAGUUAUGCAAGUUAUAUUAUUUUGUCUUGCAAUUGGAAGAGAUCCAACGGGUUUAAAACUUGCUAUUGUUAAUCAUGAAAUUGGAUGGGAAGAUCAUUCAUGUCCAUUUAUAAAUAAUUGUACAUUUACUAAUUUGAGUUGUCGUUAUUUAUCACAUCUUGAUAAUACAUCAAUGAUACAAGAAUAUUAUGAAACACCUGAAUUAGCAACUGAAGCUGUUAGAAGAGGUAAAGCAUGGGGUGCAUUAUAUUUUACUAAUAAUUUUACUGAAUCACUUGUUGCUAGAAUGGCACUUGGUCGUGAAACUGAUGAAGAUACACUUGAUCAAAGUGAAAUACGUGUAUGGCUUGAUAUGUCAAAUCAACAAAUUGGUCUUAUGUUAUCAAGAAAUUUACAAUAUUCAUAUCGUGAUUUUGCCAAAAAUUUAUUAACAAGCUGUGAACAAAAUCCAAAAUUAGCUGAUGUACCAAUACAAUUUUUAAAUCCAAUUUAUGGCUCAAAUGAUCCAAGUUUUACUGAUUUUGUUGCACCAGGUGUUAUAUUGACAAUUGUAUUUUUUUUGGCUGUUGCAUUAACAUCAUCAGCAUUGAUUAUUGAAAGAAUGGAAGGUUUACUUGAUAGAAGUUGGGUUGCUGGUGUAUCACCUGGUGAAAUAUUAUUUUCACAUGUUGUUACACAAUUUGUUGUUAUGUGUGGACAAACAGCACUUGUAUUAAUAUUCAUGAUACUUGUAUUUGGUGUACAAUGUAAUGGUGAUAUUGGCUGGGUUAUAUUGAUAACAAUACUUCAGGGUCUUUGCGGCAUGUGUUUCGGAUUUGUGAUAUCAGCUAUUUGUGAACUUGAAAGAAAUGCCAUUCAACUUGCAUUGGGAAGUUUUUAUCCAACACUUUUACUCAGUGGUGUCAUUUGGCCAGUUGAAGGUAUGCCAACAGUUUUACGAUAUGUGUCUCAUGGUUUACCAUUGACAAUGGCAACAACAGCACUACGUUCAAUGUUAACACGUGGUUGGUCAAUAACAGAGCCUGAUGUUUACAAAGGUUUUGUCUCAACAAUCACAUGGAUAGCUGUGUUUUUGACAAUAAGCAUGUUGGUACUAAAAUUCAAACGUGGUUAAAAAAUUAUAUAUAUCAUUGUCAUAUUGACAAUAAUCAUGUACAGAAAUUAUAGAUAAAGAUUAUUAUUUUUUUUUUAAUUAAUUAAAGAAAAAAGUAAAUAAAAUAGAGUAACAAAAAAAAAUUAAUUAAAUUCUAAAAUGAAUUUAUUAAUCAUGGUAAUGAAGAAUUAUAUUUUUGCUGUUGAUUUUUUUUUUGUAAAUCAUCAGACAAAAUGAAAAAUCAUGUGAUUUUGAAAAUAUAUUGUUUUUUUUUUUUUUUAAAUAGUAUGUGUUCAAUGUGAAAAGGUUUUCGAAAAAAAAAAUAUAAUAAUUUGGUUU
Molecule: messenger RNA, 2865 nt
Organism: Aphidius gifuensis
Lineage: Eukaryota; Metazoa; Arthropoda; Insecta; Hymenoptera; Braconidae
Gene: snu
Product: ABC transporter G family member 20
Exons: 7
Coding region: 112-2547 (811 amino acids)
Cellular component (GO): membrane
Molecular function (GO): ABC-type transporter activity; ATP binding; ATP hydrolysis activity
Source: RefSeq, a predicted model, not a curated record